AGAAAUUUGCAGUAGAGGCAACAAGGUGGUCUAGUUAUACUACACUCCAGUGGGCAUGCUGACAAUGUUUGUGUAAACAAACCCGGUUGAAUUACACAUGUACGGUUUGUCAGUACAGAGUUUCUGUUGUUAUUUUCUGUGGUAAUACUUUAGCAAUGGACAUAAAGAGCACUGAGGAGAAACAUGAAACUGGAAACUCAAACUGUCUCAAAGAUGUCCGCAUCAUCCUCCUAGGCAGAAAAUGGACUGGUGUAAAUCAGGCUGGAAACACCAUUCUUGGAUGGGAUGGCUUUGACUCUGAAGAAGAGACUGCAGGGAACAAAGUGAGACAUGGGGAGGUGGCAGGGAGAUGGAGGGUGACGGUGGUAAAGACACCUGGAUGGUGGAAGACACUCAACCCUAUUGAGACUAGGGAGCUAACAAAGAUGGGGAUAAUCCACAGUGUGUCUCUGUGUGCUCCUGGACCACAUGCCCUCCUGCUGGUCAUAGAUAUGGAUGACAUACUAGAGGAGAAGAGUGGGAGGGUCAUAGAAGAACACCUGGAGAUUCUGGGAAAUGGCGUGUGGAAUCACACCAUAGUGCUCCUGAAUUAUGGCAUCUGGCAGGACAGUUUCACCAGCGUUGGAGAGUACACGGACAAGAGAGGAAAGGUCCUUGGUGGGAUUAUAAAGAAAUGUGGAAGAAGAUACUACCUCCUCAACAGUCAGAAUAGAAGCUCAAAAACACAGGUGGUGGAGCUGCUGAAUAAGAUUGAGAAAAUGGUGGCUGCAAAUGGUGGUAACCUAUUUGAACUGGAUGCCAAUAUUGCACAAGAUGUGGAGAGCAAAAUAAAAGAUGUGGAUGAAAAAGCAAAACAAAGAGAGAUCAGUGUCCAAAUGGAGAGGAAUUCUCUCAGAGAGACGUACAAAGGUGAGACCUACCAUCUGGAAGAGAUCAGGCUGCUGCUGAUGGGCUGCAUCCUCUCUGGGAAAACACGAAUAGGAGACACCAUACUGUGUGUCCCAGAGAACACCCAAUAUUGUAAAGAGACAAGAAGAACAUACAAAAGUGUGGAGAGACAAACCCAGAUGGGCCGAUGGACCGUCCGGCUGGUAGACACCCCCGGCUGGUUUAUGUUCAGCUCCUUGACAGAGACCCCGGAGAUGGUAAAGCAGGAGAUAGCAGAUGGUGUUUUGCUCUGUGCCCCAGGACCCCACGCCAUCAUCCUGACAGUCUGUGCUAGCAUCGCUUUCACCGAAGCCCAUCUAAGGUCCAUCAGGGAACACAUGAGCCUUUUGGGCGCUGAUGUUUGGAGACACACUAUUGUGCUGUUCACUUGGUGUGACACCAUUGGUGAAACCACAGUGGAGCAGUUUAUAGAAAGUGAAGGCCGAGCCCUCCAGUGGCUGCUGAGGAAAUGCGGCAACAGGUACCACAGCUUCAACGUCCAAAAAGCCAAUGAAACAACUCAAGUUGAGGAACUUCUGGAGAAGAUCGAAUGGAUGGCGGCCAAAAACAGUCUCUUCUGUUCCAAUGUUAUAGAGACAGAGGAGUGGGAAGAAGAGGGCACUGUUACACAGAACACACCAGCCAGGGAGUCUCUCACUGUGAUGCUUGAUGAGGUACUAAAGAGGAGGGAUGAAGAGUUUUUGGAAAACAUCAGGAGGAUACUGAUGGAGCCAAGGACACCAAUGAGUAUGGAGGACCCGUUGACCAUGUCACUGGAUGAAGAGCACACAUGCAACAAGAAGAAGCUCUCUAUUUGGCUGAGACAGCAGCAGGGAGGGAAUGAAGAUACAUCUGAAUAUGAAUCUGGUGAUUUUGCCGAGUAAAGAAUGAAAUGAAUCAGGGAAUGUCUCUGUAUAGUUUUACACUCACUCUGGAGACACUACUACAGACAUCUUUACAAGAUGCCUUGGGCUAUAUUGUGUUAUAAUAUCAGUUACAGAAAACUGUAUAAUGGUGUAUUUUUGUUCCGCAUUACUUACUAUAUUUUUUUCUAUAUUUAAUGGUUGAAAUGUAUGAUUUAUACUGUAUUGUAAACAUGGCAAGGUCAUUCUGUUUGUGAAUCUGUAAGGGAUGAAGCAGUUACAGAGAGAUGUCAUUCCCCUUGGAAAUAUAAAUGUGUCAUGUUUGUGGCUUGUGUAAAAUAAAUUUUCCUUUUAAAAACUGAUGAGCUUUAGUAACUGGUGUCAGAACUUCCUCUUUGAGGAUUUGACGUUCCAACUGAGUAAACUGAGAGAUGAAUGCAUGUGGAUAUCACUCCAACUGCUGUACAGUUUUUCUGUGCCACCUACUAAGUUAUGUUGCUUUGGUUUAAAUAUUACCACGAUAAAGCUGGUUUCUUGUGUAAAUGACGUCAACUGCAAGUAGCCUCUCUAUUUAUACUAUAUUUGGCUACAAGAGUGAUAACUCUUGAUUUGCAUAGUUCCAGCUCAGCCAACUGGGGCAGUCAGAGGUCACAGAAGCCUUAAUGUGCAUUAGCUCAGCUGCUCAGACAGG
This is a messenger RNA of Myripristis murdjan (pinecone soldierfish), 2481 nucleotides long. RefSeq names its product GTPase IMAP family member 8-like. The coding region runs from base 156 to 1811 and encodes 551 amino acids. The record is from RefSeq and is a predicted model, not a curated record. NCBI's taxonomy places the organism in Eukaryota, Metazoa, Chordata, Actinopteri, Holocentriformes, Holocentridae. Gene Ontology annotation, molecular function: GTP binding. The transcript is spliced from 4 exons.